AUUCGUUUCAGUGGCUGAACAAUCGCGGAACGCAUCGAAUCGGAAGUGAAUUGAAAUCUCGCAGCUUAGCUAUGCAUAAUACGCAUAUAUUAUUUUUGCUACUGGGCCUUACAAUUGGAGGUUUAUAUGUGCAGGCCGAGAACGCGAAACCCAUUACGGAACAAUGUCUGGUGUGUAUGUGUGAGGCCUUGAGCGGUUGCAAUGCCACGGCUGUGUGUGUGAAUGGGGCCUGUGGCAUCUUCAGGAUCACCUGGGAUCAGUGGGUGGAUUCAGGAAGAUUGACCAUACAAGGCGACUCGCCGAUGACGGAUACUUCUUUCACCAACUGUGCCAAUGAUCCUUAUUGUGCAGCUGAUACCUUGCAGAGUUAUAUGGUGAGAUACGGACAGGAUUGUAACAAUGAUGAGAUAGAGGACUGCUACGAUUAUGCAGCCAUUCACUAUAUGGGUCCUUUUAACUGCAAGGCGGAUAUGCCCUAUACCUAUGAGAGCGUCUUUAAACGCUGCUUGAGGGAUGCCAUUCGGGAUCAGAAGCGACAGAUCUCCAGCUAAUCUUCGAUUGCAUUCUACAUUCUAGUAUCUAGUUACUAACUUAUAAGGAAGAGCCCGCGUAAUUUAUGUGCGAAGAUUGCAUUGCUAAUAUAGGCGUUAAUUUUGAUUAAUAAACAAGUGGCUGGAAGGCAACUAAAA
Drosophila subpulchrella is the source of this 689-nucleotide messenger RNA. Its product is annotated as lysozyme 2. NCBI's taxonomy places the organism in Eukaryota, Metazoa, Arthropoda, Insecta, Diptera, Drosophilidae. The transcript has 2 exons. Gene Ontology annotation, molecular function: lysozyme activity. The record is from RefSeq and is a predicted model, not a curated record. Bases 72 to 551 code for a protein of 159 amino acids.